This is a messenger RNA of Pseudovirgaria hyperparasitica, 1204 nucleotides long. RefSeq lists its product as uncharacterized. The record is from RefSeq and is a predicted model, not a curated record. The transcript has 3 exons. NCBI's taxonomy places the organism in Eukaryota, Fungi, Ascomycota, Dothideomycetes, Acrospermales, Acrospermaceae. Bases 152 to 1162 code for a protein of 336 amino acids.
UUCCUGAUCUUAUGAUUUUUCUCCUACCAAGUAUGUUCCGAACAUGAGUAUUGAACAGUGCUAACAGAUUAUAGCCUUGAUUUCCGACCUCCACAGCAAAGACACGUUAAUCGAACUGUGCGAAGCGAAUGUUCAUGAUUGGGGAAAGUCUAUGAUCAAGAUCCAAUUGACGCCAGGAUGGGGCUUGCCCUGGCUUGAAGUUGACGUCUAUGAAUUCAAGCCGAGUAAUCCAGAAUUGUUACGGCAAUUCCAACACCUCAAGGACGCAAAAACGGGCCAAAACAUGCGUGUAGAAAAGGCUUCGCCUCCACUUGGGCUACAGAACAUUGAUUAUAUCGAGGAUGUGACCAAAUAUGACACUCAUGUCAAACAGAUCGCUACUCAUUUCAUGCCCAUCUUUGUCGGUCGUUACUAUGCGGGUGAAAAGGAAGAAUUCGCGAAACAGAUGUUCGAGUGUCUAGUCAACAUCGACCCUGCUCAGGGAACCGAACAGAAAUUACUGACGGAGGUUUACUAUCUCAUAAUGACCACCUAUAUUGUUUCACACACUUUGACCAUACCUGAAGAACACAAAGUUGAAAUCCUCUCAAAGCUAUCAAACUAUGGACCAGAUGACUACGGCGACAAGACUUCGCCGCGUCUGGCGAACCGACAAAUCAAACAUUUCUACGCACGAUUACAGAGAGAAAUGAUGAAGAUGCUACUAGGACGUUUGCAAAACAUGCUGGAGGGUAGUAGAGGCUACGAUGAAUGGACCGAUGCGUUCAUUAUAGUUCUUGGUUUAGCCAUUGCUACCGAAGGCAUCCUGAAGAAUGUUAACAGUAUUCUGGAUAGUAGAGUGGGCCAAGGAGAUUGUGAGAUGAGCUUCGCAGAGGAAAGCGCAAAUGAAGCUGUCCGAAGAAUUGACGGAUGCUUCGACAUUAUCAUAGAGCUCUUCCAAAAGAAGUAUGCUCGCAGCUGUAAUCCGAUCAAAGAUUGUAAAAAUGACUGGAGCGCGAAGAUCACUCAACCGGGAAUGAUCACAUGCCUCCAGAAACUAAGUUCGCUCAUCCAAGACAAAAGGAAUUUUCUUGAAGAGCGGACACGCGUGGCCGUUUCCAUGCACAACUGGCGACAAUACACAAGCCGCAUUACAGCAAGAUUUUUGCUGUCUUUUCUAUAAUUCGAAGAUUACAUAAUAAGACUCCACCGCUCAUGACGAGGA